AUGGCAGAUCUUAACUUGAAAUUCGUUCGCCGAAAUAAUCCUUUCAUUCAAAACUUACUCAUUUCAGCAUGUUUGUUCUGCAACCCCGGCUUGUAUCUGGCAGUUACCCUCCUCGGAGCAGGUGGUGGACGCCCAUCUUCCGUCUCAAUGGCUGACACCAGUAACGGUGUUCUCUAUGGCGUCUUCUUCUUCAGCGCCAUCGGAGCGGGACCUAUACUCAACCUGUUCGGUCCUCGUGCCUCCGUCGCAUUCGCCGUCACUGGUUAUCCCGUCUACAUCGGAGCCAUGUGGUACUUUGACGCAUUUGGACAUCUUUGGUAUCCGAUUUUCGCUGGAGCAUACCUUGGUUUGUGUGCCGGGUGCCUGUGGACGACGGCUGCCUGGAUGGCUAACACACUGGCCGAGGAGAAAGAGAAAGGAACAUGGAGGGCCAUACAAUGGACGGCUAAUGUUUCGGGAGCUGCAGUGGGAGCGUGCAUUGCAUUAGGUAUCAACUGGAAUGCGACAUCUGCCGGGGUCCCUCGCUCAGUCUACAUCACCUUCAUUGUUAUCCAAGCCUCGUCCAUUAUAUUUGCAUUGCUUAUGCUACCCCCGGAGAAGCUGAUUCGUGCGGACGGCACAGCAAUUGCCAUAUUUAAGAAGAUGUCACUGAAGGACGCUAUGCUCGAAACAAAGGCAGCUUGCACAGAUUGGCGAGUUCUCCUCCUCAUUCCAACAAUGUUUGCACCGGAGGUUUUCUUUCCAUUACAAGCGUCGAUCAAUGCCUACGCAUUCAAUCUCCGCACCAGGACUCUCAAUAGUCUAUUGAACAAUCUGAUUCAAAUUCCGGUCACCAUCGGCAUGGGUCUCGUUCUAGAUCGCGAAAAGCUCGGGACACGAAAAGUACGUGCCUUUAUUGGCAUUACUAUCGACGCCGUCUGGAUUACCGGCGCUUAUAUUGCACAGACCAUUUGGUUGAGCAGCUGGAAAUUUGACAGAUCUGUGCCGGGACCUUCGAUCGAUGUCCGAGAUAAAGCAUAUGCUGGAGCCGUGGUGAUCUACAUGUUGUACGCUGCACAGUACGGAAUCUUCCAGAAUCUUGUCAUCUACGUUCUCGGUGGCUUGACAAACGAACCAAGGAGGUCUGCAGCCAUGAGCGGCCUGUUUGUCGGAGGUAAAACACCCCAGGAACCGUUGCAAGACCAGAAGCUGACCCUGUUCGCCUAUCAGUGA
Messenger RNA from Capronia epimyces CBS 606.96, 1212 nucleotides. RefSeq lists its product as uncharacterized. Bases 1 to 1212 code for a protein of 403 amino acids. NCBI's taxonomy places the organism in Eukaryota, Fungi, Ascomycota, Eurotiomycetes, Chaetothyriales, Herpotrichiellaceae. The transcript has a single exon. The record is from RefSeq and is a predicted model, not a curated record.